AGAAGAACAUUCCUUGGUGGUAUGCAGGUGCUAAUGGCUAAUUAGCUGUAUGUAAUUGUGUAUAUAUGUAACAUAUGUUGACAAGCUCUCAGCUAAGUUCACCUAUAAACUUACUGACAGCACGUCUGAAAACGUUUCACCCUGCUCCUCGGCAUCGAGAGCAUACACUUUUAUGCCCAAAUGACAGAGUCGCUGCUGUGAACGUUAUGAGCGGUGUAGGUUUAGGCUGCGGGCUGUGGUUGUGUUGUUAGCAUUAGCCUGUGAGCAGGGUUCAGGCAGACAGAUAUGGAGACUCGAGGCAUUGAAGACAUGUUUGACUUUCGACGGUUCUCCAAAGACGCUUUAGUUCUACUGUUGUUGCUGUUUUAUUUUCCAGUUGGGAUUUGUUUGAUGUUAAUCCGAAUUUUUAUUGGAGUUCACGUGUUCUUGGUGAGCUGUGCACUUCCAGAAAGUUUUGUUAGGCGAUUUAUUGUCAGGGUUAUGUGUUCAGUGUUGGGGAUGCAUGUCAGACAGAAGAAUCCUCGCUCCAGAGACAAAAAUACCAAGCUGUACAUAUGCAAUCAUGUGACAGAGUUUGACCACAACAUAAUCAACCUCCUCACCCCCUGCAAUACCCCUCAGUUGGAAGGCUCCACAGGUUUUGUGUGUUGGGCGAGAGGCUUCAUGGAAAUCCAUCCAGCGUCUGGUUUUGGAGAGACUCUUCAGAGGUACUGCUUGAAUGAAAGCACCCUGCCUCUGCUUCUGUUCCCUGAGGAGGACACCACAAAUGGACGUGCUGGCCUGCUAAAGUUCAGUUCCUGGCCUUUCUCAUUGACUGAUUCCAUUCAGCCUGUGGCCUUGCGGGUGACCAGACCAUUCGUUGCUUUGAACACACCAGAGUCCACUUGGCUGGUGGAGCUGUUAUGGACAUUUUUUGCUCCAUGUACAGUGUAUCAUGUAAGUUGGCUUCCACUGGUAUCCAGACAAGAUGGCGAGACCACACAGGAAUUUGCCAACAAAGUUCAGGAGCUGCUUGCCUGUGAGCUUGGCUUGGUCUCCACAAAGAUUACUAAAGCAGAUAAAGCGGAGCACAUCAAAAAGAACAGACACCCGACAUCACAGACAUCUACAACUGCCAGAUCUGGAUCUCUUGGUUUCAUGGUCCAGAGUUUGGGGACAGAUGAUCACAGGAUUGCUAAAAUGGCACAGCAGGUGAAGGAUGUGCUUCCUCAUGUCCCACUGAAUAUCAUCACAAAGGACUUGGUGAAAACCAACUGUGUUGACGCCACAAUUACAAAUCUGCUGGAGAACAAGGAUGAAGCUCAAAUGGAAGCUACUGGGAUGUCGGCAUUUGGGUCCUCUCAGAGCAUGGCUUGUUCCUCUGGUCUCACUUCCACCAUAAAGCCUGCUGCCAAAACAUUUGGGAGAUCACCAGCUGACAGACAUCUGUCACUCCAAGAGAGGAAAGAAGCUUUGUAUAAUUUGGCAAGAAGGCGCUAUAUUGAAAAACAUGGAUUGGAUCAUGAAGAUGGCCACUGAACACACUUUGGAGUCACUGACUAUUAUUUCAAAUUAUUUCUAAUUUGAAUGGUAACUUUUAUACAUGCAUAUGUAUAUACAUAUAUAUUCUGUCAGCAGGUUAUUUUUCCCCCUUACGAUAAAGAGAUGUCUUAUGAACAUGCAUAUAUUGAUGGCACUUUUGCAUGUUUAAUUCUUCAUUCUGGACGAUGCAUAAUUUUGAUAAGUUUGUAUUACAAUCCAUUGACUGUGAAUCAUCUAUUUAUUUUUAUAAUGUUCAGUCAGUGAGGACAAUAAAGCUCAGCUUGACAAGGA
This is a messenger RNA of Thalassophryne amazonica, 1812 nucleotides long. RefSeq names its product AUP1 lipid droplet regulating VLDL assembly factor (gene aup1). The transcript is spliced from 12 exons. Gene Ontology annotation, molecular function: ubiquitin binding. The record is from RefSeq and is a predicted model, not a curated record. Gene Ontology annotation, cellular component: membrane. Lineage: Eukaryota; Metazoa; Chordata; Actinopteri; Batrachoidiformes; Batrachoididae. Bases 286 to 1518 code for a protein of 410 amino acids.